This is a messenger RNA of Limulus polyphemus (Atlantic horseshoe crab), 2254 nucleotides long. Its product is annotated as neuropilin and tolloid-like protein 2. The transcript has 8 exons. The record is from RefSeq and is a predicted model, not a curated record. Gene Ontology annotation, molecular function: protein binding. The coding region runs from base 1 to 1725 and encodes 574 amino acids. Lineage: Eukaryota; Metazoa; Arthropoda; Merostomata; Xiphosura; Limulidae.
AUGGAAACAUAUUUUAUCGCAGGUGAAAAUAUGACAGAAGCCAAAAACGUCUCGGGAUUCCAUGCUGUCCAGAUGAACGAAACGGACCAGGCAAGGGUGUGUUUCAACUUCACUAUUGGUAUUUCAGAGAGAAAGGAAUUCUAUUCACCUAAUUACCCACGAAAGUAUCCUAAUAACACCAUCUGUAUUAAAGAAAUAACAGCACCAUACGGUUAUCGUAUAGAACUCGAUUUUCGAGACAACUUCCAUUUAGAGGAAGCCAACAACUGUGAAUACGACUAUUUGGAAAUAAGAAACGGUCCCCAUGGAUAUUCCGAUUUGCUUGGACGUUACUGCGGCUCCAGCUUCCCGCCAUUGCUUCGCUCAAAAGACCAUCGUCUGUGGCUGAAGUUUUCAUCUGACGAUAGUAUAGAAUAUUUGGGCUUUAGAGCUGUUUACCGAUUUGUUUCAAUUAAAAAUUUUGAUCGUCCUCCAGCAGAAGAGUGUAUUUUCUACAAGGGUGGAUCUGAUGGCUUUAUUAGCAAUAAAGAUAUAACAGAAAGCAUGUUCAACUACUCCUUAAAGUGGAAUGAGCCAUUGGAUUGUACCUGGUUUAUAGAAAUUUAUACAGGAUGGAAGAUGUAUUUAACUUUCCAGAAAUAUCAGCUUGCUCAGCCCAACAACUGUGACCUUAACUACAUCGACAUUUAUGGAGAAAGCCUCAGCGUGGACGCCAGACUUGACAGGUUUUGUGGAACAGCGACAGAACCUCAACGAUCAAAUACAAACAUUAUGCACGUUCGCUAUUUUGCCGAAUCAGAAGCAUUGGAUGGUAGUUUUACAAUUCUUUAUACUGGCUUCAGGGAAUCAGAACAUUGUGAUGAAUCCGUAGAAUUCAAUUGUGGAGAUGGAACGUGUAUUGAGAAAUCCCUGAAAUGUAAUGGGCACUUCAACUGUAAAUAUCGGUAUGACGAGGAGGACACCAUAUGUUCUGUUGGAUCUUCAGCUAGCGUAGUGUUGUCUUCCGAACACAUGAUUAUCAUCCUAGUUGUUUUUUUCGCUCUGGUUUUCGGCAUGUGCCUAUCAAUCUCUAUUUCUUGCUAUAAUAAGAUCAAGGAGAGAAAGGAAGUGGAACGAGAAUAUCGUCAGCGUCGAUCAAAAUACGUAUCAAUGGAGAAAGAUCUGGAUGAAAAGGUCAGUAGUUUAGAUAAAAAUUUAGGAAUAUUAAUGACGACCCAAAAUACCAGGAUUCCGGUUGGAUCUCAGAAGAACAACCAUAAAGAAACCCUUGAAGAAGAAGGAGAUGGAUGCCAUGUACCGGAAAUUUAUUUUAGUGUAUUCGACAAGCAUCCUAAUGGUGGUUCUUCAGUGAACAGACUGGAAGAUCACAGUCCGGGAUCUACGCCCGAUAGCCAGGUAGCAAUUACCGUUUUACCUGAUGGUAGCCAACAUUAUCCCUUCUGCAGUUACCACAGAGUUAGUGAAAGUCCUCCCCUCCCUUCUCCUCCACCGCCCCCACUGCCCCAUCACCUGCGUAAAAACAGAGAAGAAACCGAUUCCGCAAGCUGCCUUGUUUUUGUUGACAGUAAGUGUCCGAAGCACAACAGACCAGUCGCCCUUCGCACGCAUCAAUUGGAAGACCUUGAAGUGCCUUCCUUUCCACAGGAGAUGGUCACAGAAGCAGUGGUUGAACUGUAUCCGAACAGUCCAGGGAGAUGUCGCUAUAAGUAUGACCACCCAACCUGAAUUUUUACUCGGACAAGCUGCCAAGUGUCGCGAAUAGCAUACAAGUAAAGAGGAGUUAGAAUAAACGCACGUUAAGUGUUGGGUAUAUAGUGAAACAAUGCUAUAGGAAAGAUCUUCUUCAGAUGACUUCGAAUCAAAUUUUGUCCUGACCUUUCUAUGAAAACCCUGGAACACUUCUACUUAGUGAUGACUUAUAGAUAUGUAACCAAAGUAUCAUGUUGUGGUCCUGGACGAAUUAUCAUCAAUUAAUUUAUAUGAACAGGGUUGAAGCAGUGACUUACUUUUAGCUGAACAAAUUAGUAGAACGUGUUAUGUGAUUCUUACAAUUUCCUGCCACGUACAAGUAAGAAUAACUCUUUCGUGUUGCUCAAGUAGCAUGUUAACUUUGGACGUAUAUCCCCCCACCUCACCCACACACACAAAAAAAAAAUUCAGUACUGCUCAACAUCCUUCAUUUACAACACCAGUUAUAAUUGUUCAGUGUUCUUUCCUUCUUAUCACCAGCUAUAGUGCUUUGCCUACUUCAAGA